Messenger RNA from Prinia subflava (tawny-flanked prinia), 3415 nucleotides. Its product is annotated as splicing factor Cactin-like. The coding region runs from base 16 to 2319 and encodes 767 amino acids. The record is from RefSeq and is a predicted model, not a curated record. Gene Ontology annotation, biological process: mRNA cis splicing, via spliceosome; negative regulation of innate immune response. NCBI's taxonomy places the organism in Eukaryota, Metazoa, Chordata, Aves, Passeriformes, Cisticolidae. Gene Ontology annotation, molecular function: protein binding. The transcript has a single exon. Gene Ontology annotation, cellular component: cytoplasm; spliceosomal complex.
ACGCAUCCACGGCUGAUGGGCUCCAGGUCACGCAGUCUGGCCCGGGGCGGCUGCUCAGAGCAGGAAAGAGCCGGGGCCCGGGAAAAGGAACGGGACCAGAACCGAGAAAGGGAGCAGGAUUGGGGGUGCUCGUGGUCUCGGAGCCAUGGGCGGUGGCACCACAGCUGGAGCAAGAGCCGGAGCCAGGGCCAACGCCGGGAGCCGAGCUCAGGCUCGGACUCUGGCGCUGAGAGACAGAAAUGGAGAAAGAAGAAAAGAAACAGCAGCUGGGACCGGCACUGUAAGGACCAGAGGAAACAGCGCUCACGGUCCUGCGGCUGCUCCUCCAGCUCCAGCCCAGAGCACAGGCGGGACAGGGCAGCAGGGAGCCGGGAGCGCUGCUGCAGGAGGGAUGGAUCCAAGUCCUCUGCGUCCUCUGUCAGCUCCCCCUCCCUGCUGCAGCCCCAGGGCCAGGAGGUGCUGGGGCAGCAGCUGAGCCUGCAAGAGAGGCUGAAGCUGAAGGAGGAGAAGAAGAAACAGGCAGCUCUGCUGAAGGCCCUGGAGACACCUGAGGAGAAGCGAGCACGGAGGUUGGCGAAGAAGGAGGCCAAGGAGAGAAAGAAGCGGGAGAAGAUGGGCUGGGGUGAGGAGUACAUGGGCUACACCAACACCGACAAUCCCUUUGGGGACAACAACCUGCUGGGAACUUUCAUCUGGAGCAAGGCACUGGAAAAGAAAGGGAUCAGCCAUCUGGAUGAGAAGGACCUGAAGGAGAGGAACAAGCGAAUCCAGGAGGACAAUCGCCUGGAGCUGCAGAAGGUGAAGCAGCUGCGCCUGGAGCGGGAACGGGAAAAAGCCAUGCGGGAGCAGGAGCUGGAGAUGUUGCAGCGGGAGAAAGAGGCACAGCACUUUAAAACCUGGGAAGAGCAGGAGGACAACUUCCACCUGCAGCAGGCCAAGCUGCGGUCUAAGAUUCGAAUUCGGGAUGGGAGGGCAAAACCUAUUGAUCUUCUGGCCAAGUACAUCAGCACAGAGGACGAUGACCUGGCUGUGGAGAUGCACGAGCCCUACACCUUGCUAAAUGGCCUGACUGUCUCCGACAUGGAAGACCUGGUGGAGGACAUCCAGGUGUACAUGAAGUUGGAGCAAGGGAAGAACGUGGACUUCUGGAGGGACAUGACCAUCAUCACAGAGGAUGAGAUAGCCAAGCUCCGCAAGCUGGAGGCCUCCAGGAAAGGAGGACCAGGGCAGUGCCGGGAUGGUGUCAAUGCCUCAGUCAUCUCAGAUGUGCAGUCUGUGUUCAAGGGGAAGACAUACAACCAGCUGCGAGCUCUGUACCAGGGCAUAGAGAGCAAGAUCCAGGUGGGAGGGCCCAACGUGGACAUCGGGUACUGGGAGAGCCUCCUGCAGCAGCUGAAGGCUUAUAUGGCUCAGGCCAGGUUGCGGGAACGGCACCAGGACUUGCUGCAUCAGAAGCUGUACAAGCUGAAGCAGGAGCAGGGUGUACAGAGUGAACCACUCUUCCCCAUCAUCAAGCAGGAGCCAGCUUCCCCCAGUGACAGUCCUCUCUUCUCCCUUACAUGCAGGCUGGACCCCAAGAAGAGCCUUGAGGCACAGCCAGGGCCAUCCUCAGAGGCAGAGCAGGACACGGAGGCCAAGGGAGAGGCAGAGGGGGAGGCCGUGCUGAUGGAAGAGGAUCUGAUCCAGCAGAGUAUGGAUGACUAUGACGCGGGCAAGUACAGCCCCCGGCUGCUGUGCCCCAACGAGCUGCCCUUCAAUGCCCACGUGCUGGAGGCCGAGGAGGACACGCGCCGGCUGCUGCUCCUGCGUCAGCAGCUCCAGGUGACAGGUGAUGCUUCCAAGAGCACCGAUGACAUCUUCUUCCAUAAGGCCAAGGAGGGUAUGGGCACGGACGAGGCGCAGUUCAGUGUGGAGAUGCCGCUCACGAGCGAGGCCUAUCUAUGGGCUGACAAGUACCGGCCACGCAAGCCCCGCUUCUUCAACCGUGUGUACACAGGCUUCGAGUGGAACAAGUACAACCAGACACACUACGACUCUGACAACCCUCCCCCCAAGACUGUGCAGGGCUAUAAGUUCAACAUCUUCUACCCCGACCUCAUUGAGAAGCGCUCAACACCCAAGUACUUCCUGGAGGCCUGCCAGGACAACAAGGACUUUGCCACCUUGCGCUUCCAUGCCGGGCCACCCUAUGAGGACAUCGCCUUCAAGAUUGUCAACAGGGAGUGGGAGUAUUCCCACCGCCACGGCUUCCGCUGCCAGUUUGCCAACGGCAUCUUCCAGCUCUGGUUCCACUUCAAGCGUUACCGUUACCGCCGGUGAGGGGCUGUUCAGCGCCCUUGGACUGGCAGGGGUGGGUGAGGGGUCUCAUCCCACAGCACAGACACUAUUCCAUGGAUGUCCCCGAGGCCUGGCCCAGCACUGGGCAUGUUCCUGAGACUCUUCUCUGUCUUUGCAUUUAUCAUGGAGGACCCUGAGACUUAGGUAUAAAUAAAAUAAAGGCUGUUUUAGCCAUGAGAUCCUGAAAAAAAGCAAAAACCAACAAACCAACAAAACAAAAAGAAAUUAAAGAAAAAAAAAAGAAGAAAAAAAGAAGGAACAAAAACCCAACGGCACUGCAGCAGCCAAGUUGGGAUGGGGGGAGACUUGCUGCGCCACCCCAUAUCUACAACAGGUCUUAGAUAAACAGCAAUACCUUACUCACAGCUGGCUGCAAUCUUCCUUUUGCAACUUUGUAUAUUCUACAUCCUGUGUGGACGCCCAAUCCCAGGUUCAGCUUGGCUCAUUUCAACUUCUUCAUUCAUGACAGGCUGUUCAUCCACAUCGUCCACAUCUUUGGGGUCACUGUAUGUUGUAAUGAAUCACCGUGGACUCAGUUUCUUCAUGCAGGAAAAGCCAAAUCUUUAUUCACACAACUCAUUUAAUACAGUUUUCACAGACCUUGUGUGGGCUGUCUUACUUUUUUUAUCAUUUUUCUCUGCCACCACGGGGUCUGAGCAGAACACUACCUAUGCUCCUGCACUAUCAACCACUUGACCCAAUGCCCUAAAGUCCCUUUUUAUUGCCCUGACACUGCUGUGGAAGGCAGCCUGCAAAAGGCUGUGUCCUCUGGGAACAGGGUCCACCCACUGAGACAUCCCUGCCAGUCAGUCUUGUGUUAUCCUCUGCUGGCAUCCUUUGCCAUGCAAGCUAGGGGCUUUUCUUCCCUGCCUCCAAAUCCAGGGCUGUCUUUGAUUACAAUGUAAGAUGUAACUGAGAGUAUGUAUUCUACCACCAUCUUCAUAAGCUGUUAAAGCAGGUGGGGCAGUGUUCCUUAUCUCCUUCAUGACUCAUUCCUGAUAACACCAGGGCUAUCUUCUGUUAAUGGGCCCAUUAACAUGUUAACCAUCCCAUUGUGAAAUGCUUACAGGUCCAACAC